This is a messenger RNA of Cinclus cinclus, 2262 nucleotides long. It is a transcript of the gene SKI, whose product is annotated as SKI proto-oncogene. Gene Ontology annotation, cellular component: nucleus. Gene Ontology annotation, molecular function: SMAD binding; RNA polymerase II cis-regulatory region sequence-specific DNA binding; DNA-binding transcription factor activity, RNA polymerase II-specific. The record is from RefSeq and is a predicted model, not a curated record. Bases 1 to 2262 code for a protein of 753 amino acids. The transcript is spliced from 10 exons. Lineage: Eukaryota; Metazoa; Chordata; Aves; Passeriformes; Cinclidae. Gene Ontology annotation, biological process: negative regulation of BMP signaling pathway.
AUGGAGACUGUAAGUAGAAGCAGCUUCCAGCCUCAUCCAGGACUGCAGAAGACCUUGGAACAGUUUCAUCUGAGCUCUAUGAGCUCCCUGGGUGGCCCUGCUGCUUUCUCAGCGCGAUGGGCACAGGAGAUGUACAAGAAAGACAAUGGCAAAGACCCAGCGGAACCUGUACUGCAUCUGCCCCCGAUCCAGCCUCCUCCGGUCAUGCCUGGUCCCUUCUUCAUGCCCUCGGACAGAUCCACGGAGAGGUGCGAGACCAUCCUGGAAGGGGAAACCAUCUCCUGCUUUGUGGUGGGCGGAGAGAAGCGGCUUUGCUUGCCCCAGAUCCUGAACUCGGUGCUCAGGGACUUCUCCCUGCAGCAGAUUAAUUCGGUGUGUGAUGAGCUACAUAUUUACUGCUCCAGAUGCACUGCUGACCAGCUGGAAAUCCUCAAAGUCAUGGGCAUCCUCCCCUUCUCCGCUCCUUCCUGCGGGCUCAUCACGAAAACUGAUGCUGAGAGGCUUUGUAACGCCUUGCUUUAUGGUGGCACCUAUCCUCCCCACUGCAAGAAGGAAUUCUCUAGCACAAUUGAGCUGGAGCUUACGGAGAAGAGCUUCAAGGUGUACCAUGAGUGCUUUGGGAAGUGUAAGGGACUCCUGGUGCCAGAGCUUUACAGUAACCCCAGCGCAGCCUGCAUCCAGUGCUUGGACUGCAGGCUCAUGUACCCACCUCACAAAUUUGUGGUCCACUCUCACAAAUCGUUGGAAAACAGGACUUGCCACUGGGGCUUUGACUCUGCAAACUGGAGAUCCUAUAUCCUCCUCAGCCAGGAUUAUGCUGGGAAAGAGGAGAAAGCUAGACUGGGCCAGCUCUUAGACGAAAUGAAAGAAAAAUUUGACUAUAACAACAAAUACAAGAGGAAAGCCCCCCGGAACCGGGAGGCUCCUCGAGUUCAGCUCGGCUGGAACACAAUGUUCAAGACAAUACUGUGGGAUCCAGCUGGAGCUUCCGCGUUAGUGCAGCGUCAGCCAGAUGGAAAUGAGGUCUCUUCAGAUCCUCCUGCUUCCAAAAAGCCCAAAAUAGAUGAUUCUGCUUCCCAAUCUCCAGCUUCUACUGAGAAGGAAAAACAGUCCAGUUGGUUACGGUCCUUAUCCAGUUCAUCUAAUAAGAGCAUCGGCUGCGUCCAUCCCCGGCAGCGCCUCUCCGCCUUCCGGCCCUGGUCCCCCGCGGUGUCUGCCAGUGAGAAGGAGCUCUCCAGCCACCUGCCUGCCCUGAUCCGGGACAGCAGCUUUUACUCCUACAAGAGCUUUGAGAGCGCCGUGGCCCCCAACGUGGCCCUGGCCCCUCCAGCCCAACAGAAGAUCGUGAGCAACCCUCCCUGUGCCACCGUGGUGUCCCGGAGCAGCGAGUCCCUGGGCUCUGGCCAGCCCAGGAAGAGGAAGCAUGGCACCGAGCACACGGCUGUCCCCGAGGCUGCGGCCACCGCCGCCACCACAGCCACCGCUCCCGAGGAGGACAAGGAGUCAGAAGCAGAGAUUGAAGUAGAAACCAGGGAAGAAUUCACCUCCUCUUUAUCCUCGCUUUCCUCCCCAUCCUUCACCUCCUCCAGCUCUGCCAAGGACAUGAGCUCCCCUGGGAUGCAGCCCCCAGCCCCUGUCAACAGCUCCUACGAGGUGGCCACACACCCUGACCCCCACAGCAGCGGGCUGGAGGCUGAGCUGGAGCACCUCAGGCAGGCCCUGGACAGUGGGCUGGACACAAAAGAAGCCAAAGAGAAGUUCCUGCACGAGGUGGUGAAGAUGAGGGUGAAGCAGGAGGAGAAGCUGAACGCGGCCCUGCAAGCCAAGCGCAGCCUGCACCAGGAGCUGGAGUUCCUGAGAGUGGCCAAGAAAGAGAAGCUGAGGGAAGCAACAGAAGCCAAGCGCAACCUGCGGAAGGAGAUCGAGCGUCUGCGAGCCGAGAAUGAGAAGAAGAUGAAGGAGGCCAACGAGUCCCGGAUCCGGCUGAAGAGGGAGCUGGAGCAGGCGCGGCAGAUCCGUGUGUGUGACAAGGGCUGCGAGGCCGGCAGGCUCCGGGCCAAGUACUCAGCACAGAUUGAGGACCUGCAGGUGAAGCUGCAGCACGCCGAGGCCGACCGGGAGCAGCUCCGCGCCGACCUCCUGCACGAGAGGGAGGCCCGGGAGCACCUGGAGAAGGUGGUCAAGGAACUUCAGGAACAACUGUGGCCUAAAGCCAGCAGCCAGCCCAGCAGUGAGAGCACCUCAAGCCCCAUGGAGAACUGA